Apis cerana (Asiatic honeybee) is the source of this 2150-nucleotide messenger RNA. RefSeq names its product decapping mRNA 1 (gene DCP1). Lineage: Eukaryota; Metazoa; Arthropoda; Insecta; Hymenoptera; Apidae. The record is from RefSeq and is a predicted model, not a curated record. Gene Ontology annotation, molecular function: mRNA binding; enzyme activator activity. Gene Ontology annotation, cellular component: P-body. Gene Ontology annotation, biological process: deadenylation-dependent decapping of nuclear-transcribed mRNA; positive regulation of catalytic activity; deadenylation-independent decapping of nuclear-transcribed mRNA.
UCUCUGAUGUUACUGACUCACAGAUAUAACAACGGUAUCAACCUUAAAAUCUAGUAUGACGUUUAUUAUACAAGCAGCUACUUGCGUUAUAUUAAAGUAUAGUGCUUUUAGUGAUCGGCUCAAACGGUUAAACUAAAUUUCAGUUGAAUUAGAAAAAGAGUGAUUAUUCUUAUAUCUCAUAAGAUAUAGACUACUUGUAAAAAACUGUAGAAACACGAUGACGGAUUUAACAGGGUUACGAAUGAACGUGGCCGCUCUAAAACGAGUAGACCCCUAUGUAAAAGAUAUUCUAGAGACUGCAACACAUGUAGCACUUUAUACUUUUAACGCAAUUAAUAAUGAGUGGGAAAAAACUAAUAUUGAAGGUGCUUUAUUUGUAUAUUCACGAAAUGGCGAGCCCUAUAACAGUGUUCUGAUCAUGAAUAGAUUAAAUACAAAUAACCUAGUAGAACCAGUUACACAGGGUUUGGAUUUACAACUUCAAGAACCCUUUUUACUCUAUAGAAAUUCUAGAUGCAACAUUUAUGGUAUUUGGUUUUAUGAUAAAGAGGAAUGUGUACGUAUUGGUGCAAUGUUAAAUAAACUUAUCAAAGAAUCAGAGGAAAAUCGCAAGACUUAUAAUAAACCUACUGUUAAUGUGAAAAAGGAUAGUGGUCCUAAUGUGAAUAAUGUUGAUAUAUUCAGUAUGCUUAGUAAAGCUCAAGAAGAUUUUAAUAUUAAUAGAAAUAACAGUAGCAGUGGAAGUGGAGGUAUUAAAGAAGUACUUAAUACUAAGUCUCCUUUAAGUACUCCUGCAGCAGAUGAUGUAUCUGGACCACUAGCUGCACCAUUAGGUCCAGAUGUUACUUCACAGAGUGUAAUGGAUUUUUUUGCAAAGGCAAAAGUUAAUACUGGACAUUUUAAAGCUGGAGAUCAACCCACUUCAGGAGGGACUAUUACAAAUGAAAGUAAUCCUAUUCUUGCUCGAUUAAUGUCACAUCUAACAGCUCAUACAGUCGAACAUAUUGAAAAACAACAUAGAUCUAUAACUCCUCAGCCAGCUACUCAACAACAAUCUCAAACAACUCCAACUGCUAUAAUAACUGCUAAUAAUGCUAGUAAUACUAAUGCUUCAAACAGAACUAAAAAACGAAGUAGGACUGCAUCUCAACAAGAUUCAAUGAUAUCUACACCUGCAUCUCUAACUCAAGAAAUUUUACCACCUAUAAAUCAAAGUACUACUGAUACAAAUGGUACUACAGGAUUUCUUAGGAUACAAUCACCCACUAAUGCAUCAUCUUCUACUUCAACAAAUCAUCAAGCCUCAGAUAUUAUUGGCUCUAGUAACUCAAAUCCACUUGCAUCUUUAUUUGCUAAUGCAUCUGCGACAACGGCAUCAGAAGAUAUCAUUACGGCUCCUACUUUAUCGGGAAGAGGAUCGGCACCAGCUUUAAUUCCUCCCGUAAUGUUUGCUGCUCCUAGUCCACCUGAACCUUUAACUAGACCAUUAGAACCACUGACAAAAAAUCAAUUUCUUCGAGCUUUUAAUUAUUUGUUGAGGAGUGAUCCAGAUUUUAUUAACAAACUUCACGAAGCUUACGUUAAAUCAUUUGGUGAAAUACUAUCCUAGAACAAUGACUUGUUAACUGAUGUAGCUGAAACCCGUCAUGCGGGUUAUGACGGCCGACUGAUAACAUCGAGCAAAACCUAUAGUAUCUCUGUGUUACAUGUACAUAGAUGGAACACAAUGUCCUGCUCGAAUUUCAAUUAAACGUGACUGAUGUCCCAAUUUUUGGGAAAAUCAAAUCGUAGAUACAAAUAAAGAUACAUACCUUAAGCAGUAUUUUUAUAAGCUAAUACACUUUUUCCCAUAAAAAGAAGUGACAUGGAUCGUGAAUGUGUAACAAGGUAUGAGACAAAUGGAAAUUGUAAUGAGACGAGGAAUGUGAAAAUUGUACGAUUUUAAACUGUGAUGCCAAAACAUUUAUAUUAUACUAACAUUUUAUGGUUACUAUUUCGAAACGAAACAAAACAAAUUUUCUGAGCUGAUCAAAUAGAUUACCUAUUUUACGGAAUAAUGACAUACCCUUCCUAUAUAUCGGGUAUCGAUAUAGUACGUGUAUGUAAUUGAUAAAAAGGAGAAAAAUAAAUAGAAACCGAUUACUGAAAAA